Caenorhabditis angaria is the source of this 1201-nucleotide messenger RNA. NCBI's taxonomy places the organism in Eukaryota, Metazoa, Nematoda, Chromadorea, Rhabditida, Rhabditidae. The record is from the annotation of a GenBank genome assembly.
AUGAAUCGACUUUUGAUUUCAACACGAUAUGCUCAAAAAAGAUUUUUGUCCUCGGAACGUAUAUUAUUGACACCGAAAGAUGUUGAAAUUAUCAGAAAUCCCGAUAAUUCGCUAAUCAGCUCAUUUUUGAAAACGGUUAGUUUUUCCUUUUUUUUGGGCGGUCCCAAGUAUUCUGUAAAUAUCGUGUUUGAUGCUGAACUGUUUUGUUGUUUCAGGCAGGAUUCACAAAUUCAGAAUCCAAAUACAAUGACAUCAAACUGCUCAAAGAAACGAUGGGCGAAAAUUACAAUUUGUAUUUUCUUUGUCUCAAAGAUUCGGAAGAAGUUGUCUCGGCGUGUCAAGAAAUCACUUAUAAAUCACUCGAUUCUCAUUCCUCUUCUUUUCAAUCAUGGGGAAUUUCUUGGAAUAUGCAAAAAUAUCAAGGAAAUGGAAUGUUGAGUUAUUUGAUGCAAACAAUGGCGGAUGAUUUGAAAGCAUUUAAAAUUAAUGCGGGUGGAUGUGUUCGUAAGUUUCCCGUACUUAAUUGAUUAUCUAAUUUGUAUUUCACCAAAUAUUACAGUUCCGGCAAUGACAGCUGUUUGGCGCCAACAAUUACAAUCUCGAAUCAGAGGUCCAGUUUUCUAUGUGUCGAAUUAUAAAGUGAAAGAUUUGGUGAAUCCACAAACUGAUUAUCCUGAUGUCACUGUGAAAGAUAUAAAUGAGAAGGAUCUUGUUGAAUAUGAUCAAAGUGUUUUCCCAUAUGAAAGAUCAAAAUAUAUUUUGGAGAAAUUCAAGAAUGGCGUCGGGAAAAUCGCAUAUGACAAAAAUGGAAAAGUGUCGGGAAUGGGACUUGUGACAAUUCACUCAUCUGGAGAUUGUGUAAUUGGGCCAAUGUAUGCAAACGAUAAGAUCACCGCUCAGGCAAUAUUCCAGAAUAUUUUGAGCCAAAUGCCAAUCAAAGAUCUCAAAAAUAUUCAAAUUCGUUGCAAUGACAGCUUCCAAGAUUCCACGAAGUAAGUUGGAAAACCUAUCUAGGGAACAUUUUCGGAAUUGGUUUCUUAUUUGAAAAUAAUGGAAUUAUUGUAGCUGGAUCAAUCCAUUCCUUCGCCAAAGACAUGAAAUGGUUCAACAUUCAAUUGUCAAAUUCAAUCGUGUUAUUCCGGAAGGAUUGGAUUAUUCGAAAGUUUUUGUCAACUCGAAUCCAACAAAUGCGCCGAUUUGA